AUGGCAUCUGGAGAACGGUUGGCUUCUACGCCAGAACCCAGUGAAGAAGGGCAACACGUUUCUUUUCUUAUUCCGAGCCAGAAUUUUAAAACUUCAACACGUACACCAUCUCUGCUCUCGGUCUCUUCGACCAAUUUUACACUCAGACCACCGCGUUAUCACAAGUUAUAUCAACCGUCACGACGCGAACAAUGGGCAGUACAACUUGACAACUCGGAACUAGGAAGUAUAUGGAAGCUGGUGGACGCUGCUCUCAAUAUUCUCCUGUGCGGAAUAUACAUCUCGAAUACCCCAUACUUUAGGCGCAAACUUCCAACACAUAACGUUUUAUUUGAAUUUACGGUGACCAUAUUAUUAAUAUUGGAAUACAUUCCGAAAUUCUAUAUUGCAAAUUUCACUUCCUGGCGAUCAUUAUUCACGCACGUAUCACCAAUUCUCACCUUCUUGACGGUGUAUCCGGUUUUCAGUGUGGCCAGUGAUUCGAAUUUCAAGGAUUCACCUGAACUUGUGUUCUUGUAUCCGUUUCGAUUCAUUCGAUGCCAUUUUUCAGUGCGCGAUUGUUUUAUUAGAAGUGAGAAAUCGGUGUUGAGAUUAGGCCAAGUGACUAGUAAAGUGCUGAUCUUUGUUGAAUCGAUUAUGUUCCUCGUAUUGACUGGUUCUUCGCUUCUAUAUGGCGUGGAAUUUGUGUACAAGGAUGCAACCCUUUCUUUUUUGGAUGCCGUUUUCUUUACAACUAUUAUGUUGGGAACUGUUGGAUAUUUAAGUGAUAUAGUACCAGACUCGGCCUUUCCUCGAAUUCUUUUAUUGGUAAUAUUUACAAUGGGUCUUAUAUUUAUUCCGUAUUCCAUAUCAGAAUUAACAAUAUUAUUACGUUCCAAAUCGCCAUAUGACAAAGCUUUUCGAAAAAUCUCUCCGCAACCUCAUGUUAUUAUUAUAACGCCGACGAUUGAAUUGCCAUCAUUAAGACACUUCUUAAAAGAAUUUUAUUCUUUGGCGCAUGGACCGGGAAUUAUAAAUACUAAGGUCGUGAUCUUAAAUCCUGUUGAUCCCAUUGAUCGGAUAAAAACAUUUUUAUCGGAUCCGAUGUACGCUCAUAGAGUUCAAUACGUCCGUGGAAGUUCGCUCGAUUCGCGUAGCUUAAAAAAGGUUAAGGCAAAAGAUGCGUCGGCGUAUUUUAUACUCGCCAAAAAAUACACGCAACAAAGUGAAUCGAUUGAUGCUGAAAAUGUGUUGAAAGCAAUGGCACUAAGAAAAUAUGACGAAGGACCUAAACUUUAUAUUCAGUGCAUUCUUCCGGAGAAUAAAGUUCAUUUCGAGAGUUUGAACCCCGAACAAAUCAUAUGCAUCGAUGAACUAAAAUUGGCCAUUCUCGCACAUUCGUGCUUGACUCCUGGAUUUUCUACUCUCUUGUACGGUCUUACUACAUCAUUUACAAGUGAAUCUGUACACGAGUUAAGAUACAUGAAACGUAGAAAAUCCCUCGGACUAGAUCAUGAUUCUAUAGAAGAUUAUAUUUCCGGACUAUCUCAAUGCAUUUAUACUACUACAUUAUCGGAUGCUUAUUCUGGACAGACAUUUCUUUCUGUUACUGAAAACAUGUAUGAAAUAAUGGGGGUGGUGUUAUUUGCAAUUGGAAUUCCCAAACAGCAUUCUAAUUAUAGUGAUGAGUGGAAUGAACAGUAUGAUAAGUAUCAAGAUUUCAAAAAUUAUAUAGUGCUCAUAAAUCCCGGUGAUUAUAUAGUAAAGGGAGAUGAAAUUGGAUUUAUUAUCGCUUCUGAUGCUUCAAUAGUCGAUGGAACAGCACAAUCAUAUAAUAAAACUCAAAUAGUAACAAAUGUCACAAGAAAUGUUUCGACCGAGAGUCAACCAUUAUUAUCUGUUAACUCACUCAAGAACAGUGGUGGAUAUUUUGACAUCAAUAAAAAAUAUGGAUCAGCUAAUUCAAGAACACCUGAUCAACUUGAAUAUCCACAUAAGCCGGAAUCAACACCGUCAAUAAGACGUCAACGCGAAGGCUCCGUAAUUGAAAAUAUUUCUGAUCAUAUAAUUCUAUGUGAUUACUCGCAAACCAUUUUCCCGCGUAAUCUCGACUGUUUUGUUAGUCCUUUGCGUAAAUCAUAUCUUGGUAAAAUUACACCAAUAGUGAUUCUGUCGCCAGCUAGACCAAAUCAAAGUCAAUUUCGAAUCUUAAGUCAGUUUCAUCAGGUAUAUUUUGUGCAGGGAAAUCCCAUGACGAGAGAAGGUCUAGAGAGUGGUAGAGUCACUCAUGCUAAACAAGCGGUAAACAUUGAUUUAUUUAUGCAAAAUGGCGAAAAAACGGAAGACGCACCUGCAAUGUUAGUCUUUUUGAAUAUUAAAGCUAUGUGCGGCGAGAAGAUUCAAGUAUUUGUAGAAUUUGUUCAUACAGAUAAUAUGAAAUUCAUGUCUGAAGAUACCGCGGCUAUAGAUAAAGAGAUGCAGGCACAUCAUUCGCCCGCGUUUAUGGCAGGAACCUGUUUUUCAUUAUCCAUGUUAGACAGUAUAAUUUGUCAAUCAUAUUACCAGCCACAUAUAGUAGCAAUAAUUCAUCAAAUGUUAUUUGGGGCACCGCCCCUGCAACUACCUUCCGGUACAAUAUUGUCAGCACCAGCCCACUCGCAUGUUUUCCAAAUACCUAUGCCACAAGCAUACGUUGGCGCUCAAUAUUGCGAACUGUUUCGGGACAUGCUUGGGAAGAAAGUGGUACCGCUAGGUUUAUAUCGUACACGAACAGCAAAAACCUCCUCAGGCGAUCUGAAGGAACUAAA
This is a messenger RNA of Ambispora gerdemannii, 2786 nucleotides long. Lineage: Eukaryota; Fungi; Glomeromycota; Glomeromycetes; Archaeosporales; Ambisporaceae. The record is from the annotation of a GenBank genome assembly.